Messenger RNA from Macrosiphum euphorbiae (potato aphid), 10203 nucleotides. The record is from the annotation of a GenBank genome assembly. NCBI's taxonomy places the organism in Eukaryota, Metazoa, Arthropoda, Insecta, Hemiptera, Aphididae.
AUGAAACAAACAAUCGAAAUGUUGUCAUCCGAAAUAUUUUUGAUGGAUUUUGUAGAAUUUACGAAGGAAGAACUGAAAUUAAAAACUAGUACAUUCCGUUGGGUCAAAUACGUCAACGAUACAAUUUCUAUGAGUUCUAUAAUGGUUAUAAAUAAAACAAAAGAAUUUAAAGGAGUUCUACAGGAGCGUAUUAAAAAUUUCAACAUCGAGCUGGACAUCUAUAGAUCGGAAUUGGAAGAGUUUCGAAUAUUGGGAGACAUAAAUGAUAUAAAAAUAUACGCGGAGAAAUCUCAAAAAAUGGAUGAUAAAUUAAAUGAAGCUUUGGAGACAAUCGAUGAAUUCAACAAACAAGAAAAAUACUUUCAGAUGGAAGAAAGUGCAUAUCCACUUCGAAAAUUUGUUGCAGAUUCAUUAGCGCCAUAUAAACUGCUUUAUGAUAACUGUUCAGAGUUUAUCGUAAAUCAUGAAAACUGGAUGAAUGCUGCCAUUGGCACAUACGACCCAGAGCAGAUCGAUCAAAAUGUGACUACUUACUAUCGUAACUUAUCAAAACUCGAACGGACAUUCAUGAAAAACCCUGCCCCAUUGGGUAUUGCAAUAAAAGUGCGGACAUUGGUCGAGGCAUUUAAAAAAAGAAUCCCAGAAGUAUUAACAUUGGGAAAUUUAGGUCUUAAACGACGUCACUGGGAAGAUAUUUCAAAUGUAGUCGGUUUUGUAAUGUUCCCCGAUCAAAAUCUAACUCUGGCAAAAGUUUUAAAUCUCAACCUCGGUAAAUUUGUACCUCAAUUUGAAAUAAUUAGUGAUGGAGCUUCCAAAGAAAAUAAUUUGGAUAAGAGGCUAAAUACUAUGGUGGAGGAAUGGAAAGAUUUCAACUUUACCAUAUUAGACUACAAAGAUUCGGGAACAUAUAUUUUAUCGGGUAUAGAUGAUGUACAAUUACUACUUGACGAUCACAUAUUAAAAACAGCUGCGAUGAAAUCUUCUCCAUUUGUUAAACCUUUUGAAAACAAAUUAUUAGAAUGGGAAGCUAAAAUAAUUACUUUGAAUGAAAUAAUAGAGUUAUUGGUCAAAGUUCAAAUGACCUGGAUGUACUUGGAAUCAAUUUUUUCAUCUCCAGAUAUACAGAGACAGAUGCCAGAUGAAUCACAAAAGUUUAAUGCAGUGGAUAAGAUAUGGAGAGACUUAAUGAAAGAUAUUAAUAAAUCAAUGAAUAUUUUACAAACAGUUAAUAUAGAAAACAUCUUACAAAAUUUAAAAAAAAGUUAUAUGCUAUUAGAUUUGGUGCAAAAAGGUUUAAAUAAUUAUCUCGAGACCAAACGACUUUAUUUUCCAAGAUUGUUUUUUUUAUCAAAUGACGAACUUCUUGAAAUCAUAUCGGAAACGAAAGACCCGAAGAGAGUGCAGCCACAUUUAAAAAAAUGUUUUGAAGGAAUAGCUACACUUAUUUUUACUGAAAAACUGGAUGUUAUAUCUAUGGUAUCUAGUGAAGCAGAAAUCGUAAAUUUAUCAAUAACAAUUAAUACAGCCAAAGCUAGAGGUCAAGUUGAGAAAUGGCUAUUAGACUUAGAACUAUCAAUGAAAACUACGGUACGUGCAGUAAUCGGGAAGGCUUUGUUAGCUUAUCAGAAUACCGUCAGGCAUGAAUGGGUAGUACAAUGGCCCGGACAAGCUGUCUUAGCUGUUUCAUGUACAUAUUGGACCGUCGAGAUGACACAAGCAAUCAAACAACAUCCUGAUGGUCUUUCGGUAUAUUUGAAUAAAUGUAAUAGGCAGAUCGAUAAAAUUGUUAAAUUGGUUCGAGGUGUAUUGUCAGUUCAAACGCGAUUAACGUUAGGAGCGUUGAUUGUAAUCGACGUCCAUGCCAGAGAUGUUGUUGAUGACUUGGCAAACAAAAAUAUUCGUAAAACAAAUGAUUUUGGAUGGAUCAGCCAAUUGCGAUAUUAUUGGAUCGACGAGAAUUUAUUUACUUCCAUGAUAAAUGCAUCAUUGAAUUACGGUUACGAAUACCUAGGUAAUUCGGCAAGAUUGGUUAUUACUCCGCUCACUGACCGUUGUUAUCGAACACUGUUUUGCGCUCUUCAAUUAAAUUUGGGAGGUGCGCCUGAAGGACCGGCUGGAACCGGUAAAACAGAAACUACUAAAGACUUGGCAAAAGCAAUAGCUAAACAAUGUGUCGUUUUCAAUUGCUCAGAUAGUAUGGACUACAUUGGUCUUGGGAAAUUUUUCAAAGGUUUAUUGUCGUGUGGCGCAUGGGCAUGUUUUGACGAAUUCAAUCGCAUAGAUUUAGAAGUCUUAUCAGUAGUUGCACAACAAAUAUUGACUAUUCAACGAGGUAUACAGGCUGGAUUGAUCAAGAUAUUUUUUGAAGGGUCAAAUUUAACAUUGGAUAAUACAUGCGCUAUAUUUAUAACUAUGAACCCUGGUUAUGCCGGACGUUCAGAGCUACCGGAUAAUUUAAAAGCUUUAUUUCGUUCAGUAGCGAUGAUGGUACCCGAUUAUGCCUUGAUAUCUGAAAUAGUUUUGUAUUCCCAAGGGUUUAGUUUAGCUCGUUCGUUGUCGGUAAAAAUUGUAGCAACGUAUAAAUUAUGUUCCGAACAGCUUUCGUCGCAAAACCAUUAUGAUUACGGAAUGAGAGCGGUUAAAACUGUGCUGACAGCAGCCGGAAAUCUAAAACUGAAAUACCCCGAAGAAGAUGAAAAUAUACUCAUGUUGCGUUCUAUCAAUGACGUUAAUUUACCAAAGUUUCUUAAACAUGAUAUCCCGUUGUUUAAAGGUUUAACUUCAGAUUUGUUCCCUGGAAUUGAAUUGCCAACACCAGAUUAUAAAAUUCUCAACGCCGCUAUAGAAGAACACUGUAAAAUAAUGAAUCUACAAUGUACUCCGUUCUUUGUUGAAAAAAUUCAACAAAUAUAUGAAAUGAUGAUCGUUAGACAUGGAUUUAUGAUUGUGGGUUUGCCGUUUAGUGGUAAAACAUCAGCCUAUAAAGUACUCAGUGGUGCAUUAAAAAUUAUUGAAACCAAUAAAUUAAUGAAUGAACAUAAAGUCGAAAUUAUGGUAAUAAACCCUAAGUCUAUAACAUUGGGUCAACUUUAUGGUCAGUUUGAUCUAACAUCACACGAAUGGUCGGACGGAAUUUUAGCUGUUGGGUUCAGAAAAUUUGCUUCUUCAACUAACCUCGACAGAAAAUGGUUGAUUUUUGAUGGUCCAGUAGACGCUAUUUGGAUUGAAAGUAUGAAUACCGUGUUGGAUGAUAACAAAAAAUUAUGUUUAAUAUCAGGAGAAAUUAUACAACUUGCUAACACAACUAAUUUGAUCUUCGAACCUAUGGACUUGGAUGUUGCAUCGCCGGCCACGGUUUCAAGGUGUGGUAUGAUUUACAUGGAACCGGUUUCAUUAGGCUGGGAGUGUUUAGUGACUUCGUGGAUAAACCAAUUGUCCUCUUACUUACCACCGAAACACAAAGAGGCGUUACAUAAACAUAUCAUACGGUUCACUCGGUCAAUAUUGUUCAUGUUAAGACGUUGUAAUAUUAACGAAGUGUUUCCUACUAGUGAUAUGAACUUGGUUAGAUCACUAACAAAUAUUUGUGAUACUUAUUUUAAACCAUACUAUGACGAAGAACAUUUAAAAACAAUCUCACAGAUUGAUAUGAGAUCGCAAAUAGAAUGUAUAUGCUUCUUUUCUUGUAUAUGGUCAAUGGGAGCUGCAUUAGACACAAGCAGCCGAAUUAAAUUCAAUCUCCUGUUUCGAGCAUUGUUAGAAAAUAAAUUUCCCAAAAAAGUAGCGUAUGCAUUAAAUAUACCACUUGAACUAUGUCCAUCACCAGAUAAACCAUAUACGAAUGUAAUUCCCAAAGACGGAUUAGUUUUCGACUACAGAUAUGUUAUAAACAAAAAAGGCAAAGGAGAAUGGAAACUAUGGACAGAUUAUAUAGACGAUGAACCACCGAUACCGAAAGACAUUCCAUUCAAUGAAAUUAUAGUUCCAACAGUAGAUACAAUUAGAAACCAUGCACUAAUGGCAUUGUUAUUAGAAAAUAAUAAACCAAUGCUGAUGGUAGGUAAAACUGGAACAGGAAAAUCGGCUUACACUAUGAAUUACAUUUUUACGAAAAUUGAUAAAGAAUUUAACAGCUCGUCUUGUAUUAAUUUUUCCGCGCAGACUUCCUCAAAUAUUACACAGGACAUAAUUAUGAGUAAACUUGUUAAGAGAAGACGUGGUGUGUUCGGACCUCCGAUCGGAACCAAGUGCAUAAUAUUUAUCGAUGAUUUGAGUAUGCCACUAAAGGAGUACUAUGGGGCUCAGCCGCCUAUCGAGCUGUUGCGCCAAUGUAUGGACAAAUUUCCAUGGUACGACCGUAAAGAAUUAGAAGCCAUACACCUUCAAGACGUCCUAAUAUUAUGUGCGAUGGGGCCUCCAUCAUCAGGAAAUACCGUGACUCCUAGGUUUAGUCGUCAUUUUAACAUAAUCGUGACAAACUCAUUCGACGAUAUCACAAUGGUUUCAAUUUUUAGCAAAAUUUUAUUUUGGCAUUUAGAAAACAAAGGUUUUGGCAAAAAGUUUGAUUCAUCUGUUGAUCAGUUAAUCAAUUCAACAUUAGAGGUACAUAAAAAGAGCAUUGGAUAUUUAAUGCCAACUCCAGCUAAAUCACAUUACUUAUUCAAUUUAAGAGAUUUUUCUAAAGUCAUACAAGGAAUUAUGUUCUCUGUUCCUGACACUAUUACCGAUGUAAUUUCCAUGAAACGCCUUUGGGUACAUGAAAUACUUAGAGUAUACUAUGACCGUUUAGUUGAUGAAUCUGACCGUGGGUGGUUUUUUGAUAGUUUACGUUUUGUAUGUAAAGAAUUCCUAGACGAAGACCUAAAUCAAAUGUUCAUUCAUCUUAUCACGACGGAUAACAAAAUAGUAACUCAAAAUGAAUUGCGCCAGUUAAUUUAUUGUGACUUCUCUAAUCCACAUUCACAAGAUAGAAAUUAUAAAGAAAUCCGUGAUUUAGAGAGUCUUCGAUUGACAGUUGAAGAAUUUCUUAGUGAAUUCAAUCAAUUGAGCAAAAAACCUAUGCAUUUAGUGCUUUUUAGAUUCGCUCUCGAACAUUUAUCCCGGAUUUGUCGUAUCAUGAAUCAGCCACGAGGGCAUGCUUUACUUAUUGGUUUAGGAGGAUCAGGUCGCCAGUCGUUAACAAGACUAGCUGCACAUAUUUCUCAAUACGAACUAUUUCAGAUAAAACUAACUCGCUUAUAUGGAGUAAAUGAAUGGCAUGAGGAUUUGAAAAAUAUAUUUAAACAAGCUACUCUUGCGUUUGAUCAAAAUGUUAUAUUCUUGUUUACGGAUUCAGAAAUAAAAAAUGAAGGAAUGGUUGAAGACAUAAACAAUUUACUAAAUUCAGGAGAAGUACCUAAUCUAUUUGUAAUGGAUGAAAAAAUAGAGAUCUGUGAUAAAAUGCGUGAACUAGAUAAACAACGUGACAAAACUUUACAAACUGAUGGUAGCUUAACCGGGUUAUUUAAUUUAUUUAUUCAAACUGUGCGUGACCAACUGCACGUGUCGUUGGCAUUUAGUCCAAUUGGCAAUGGCCUUAGAACAAGAAUAAGACAAUUUCCAUCACUUGUGCAGUGUUGCACUAUUGACUGGUUUCAGACUUGGCCAUCGGAUGCUUUAAUAGCUGUGGCUAAAAGUUUUUUAAGUGACGUAGAACUAACAGAUCAUGAACGCAAUGUUAGUAUUAAAAUGUGUCAACAAUUUCAUAUAACAACUAUAAAUCUGUCUAUAGAGUUUAAUGCUAAAUUACAACGUCGAACUUAUGUAACGCCAACUUCUUACUUAGAAAUGAUCAACACUUUUAAAGAUGUUUUAAGUAAAAAACGAUUAGAAAUAAUUCUUGCAAAACGUCGGUACGAAGUUGGAUUAGAAAGAUUGCAGAACGCAGCCGACGAUAUAGAAAUUUUGCAAAAAGAACUAAAAUAUUUAGAGCCUGAAAUUAUAGCUGCUUCUAAAAAAGUAAAACUAAUUAUGCUGAAAAUAGAAAAAGAAAAUAUAGAAAUAUCAAAAGUUAAACAAAACAUUGAAAUAGAUGAAGAAAAGGCACAGAUAACUGCAGGCGAAGCACAAGAAAUAAAGGACGAGUGUGAAGCUCACAUGGAAGCUGCAAAACCUGUAUUGAAUGCUGCUCUUGCUGCAUUAAAUACAUUGACUCCUGGUGAUAUGACAUUCGUAAAAUCCAUGAAAAAUCCUCCUAAUGGGGUUAAAUUGGUUAUGGAAACUAUUUGCAUCAUAAAGGAAGUAAAACCUGAUAAAAUUCCUGACCCAUCUACUGGAAAAAUGGUGGAAGAUUAUUGGGGACCAUCAAAAAAAUUACUUAAUGACAUGAAGUUUUUAGAACAUCUCAUUAAUUUUGAUAAGGAUAAUAUACCAAAUGCAGUUAUGAAAGUUAUCAAUGAAAAGUAUCUUACGAACCCAGAUUUUGAACCAAAACUAAUUAAAAAAGCUUCAACUGCUGCGGAAGGCUUAUGCAAAUGGGUAACAGCAAUAUCUAGCUAUGACAAAGUGGCAAAAGAGAUAAGACCAAAAAGAAUUGCUCUAGCUGAAGCAGAAUCUAUGUAUAAUAGUGCGAUGGAUGAACUUAAAGAAAAACGUUCACAGCUCAAAGAGGUUGAAAUGAAACUAAAACUGGUGCAAGAAAACCUUGAAGAAAAUGAACGAAAAAUGGCAAAGUUACAAGAUAAUGCUGAUGAAGUACAAACAAAAAUGAUACGAGCUGAAGAUUUAAUAGGUGGAUUAGGAGGGGAAAAACAACGGUGGGGGCAAAUGGCUAAGGAUCUCGGAGAAAGAUAUUUAAACCUUACAGGUGACUUGUUAAUAAGUUCCGGUAUUAUUGCAUACUUAGGUCCAUUCACAAUGGACUACAGAAGCAAUCAAAUCAAAGAUUGGGUGAAAGAAAUCCUCGAAAAUAAAAUCGUAUGUUCUAAAGAUUUUCAAUUAAGUGCAAUACUUGGACAGCCAGUCGUAAUCAGAGCUUGGAAUGUAGCUGGGUUGCCUACGGAUUUAUUUUCUAUAGAUAAUGGCAUUAUUGUCAUGAAUGCUAGACGGUCGGCUUUAAUGAUUGAUCCACAAGGACAGGCAAACAAAUGGAUUAAGACAAUGGAAACGGAAAACUCUUUAAACACAAUACGCUUCAGUUCAUCCAACUAUAUUACUGUCUUGGAGCAUGCCAUCACUAGUGGCCAACCAGUUUUAUUAGAAAACAUUUAUGAAGAAUUGGAUCCUAUAUUAGACCCUGUAUUGUUAAAACAAAUAUUUUUAACUCGUGGAACUUACUGCCUAACAUUAGGUGAUUCCAUCAUUGAAUAUAAUCCCAAUUUCAGGUUUUAUAUAACAACUAAAUUGAAAAAUCCACAUUACUUACCAGAAGUAGCUGUAAAAGUGGUAUUAUUGAAUUUUAUGAUAACACCUAUUGGCCUGGAAGAUCAGUUACUAGGUGAAGUAGUAGCUAAAGAUAGACCUGAUUUAGAAACUGUAAAGAAUGAAUUGAUCAUCCAAGGUGCUAAAAAUGCCAAAUCCUUAAAAGAUAUCGAAGAUAAAAUAUUGGAAGUCCUGAGUUCGACUGAAGGAAAUAUUUUGGAGGACGAAGGCGCUGUAACCAUAUUAAGUUCUUCAAAAACAUUAGCAAACGAAAUAAAAGAAAAACAAGCAGAAUCUGAAAUCACUGAACGAAUAAUAGACAAAACUAGGCAACAAUACCGUAUUGUUGCCACACAUUCAACUAAACUAUUUUUCACCAUUGAUACGUUGGCAAAUAUUGAUCCCAUGUAUCAAUAUUCUCUAGCGUGGUUUAUACAUUUAUUCAGUGUAGCUAUCAAAAAUAGCCCUAAACGUAUAAACAUCGAAGAUCGAACAAAUGAAUUAAUGAAAUAUUUUACAUAUUCCUUAUACGUUAACAUAUGCAGAAGUUUAUUUGAAAAAGACAAGUUAUUACUAUCGUUGAUUAUGGCUAUUAAUUUAUCCGAAGAAUUGGAUAUGGAUGAAUGGAUAUUCUUCCUUACAGGUGGAAUUAGUUUAGAUAAUCCGUUCAAAAAUCAGAUCAGUUGGUUACAGAAUAAAAGCUGGGACGAAUUAUGUAGACUUGAAAAUCUUCCUAAAUUCAAGAAUAUAAAAGUGGAUUUCGAAACCAACACGGAUAAAUGGAAAGAAAUUUACGAUUCAUUGGAACCACAUUUGGCACCUUUUCCUGAUCCAUGGGAUAAACAUCUGAAUUAUUUUCAAAAAUGUCUCAUAAUACGUUUACUUCGAUAUGAUAAAAUUAUACCAGCUGUUCAAUAUUUCGUUGCUAACGAAUCAGUAUUGGAUCAUAAAUACACAGUUCCCCUGCCAUUUGAUUUAUCAACAAUUUUUGAUGACAUCCAAUGUUUUCAAACUCCAUUAGUUUUUUUUUUGACACCUGAGCAGAUCCAACUGCAAUUUUUCUUUCUUUUCACUCAGGGAUUUUCUACCCGUUUAUCGGCGUUAUCAUUAGGUCAAGGACAAGGGCCUAUUGCAUCAAGACUUAUCACUGAAGCUACAAGAAUGGGUAACUGGGUAUUGUUACAAAAUUGUCAUUUAGCUAAAAGUUGGAUGGCACAACUUGAAAUGAUAUGCGAAAGCUUCACUGCUGAGCACACUCAUCCCGAGUUUAGACUUUGGUUGACAUCCUAUCCUGUGGAGUACUUUCCUGUAUCAGUUUUACAAAAUAGUAUAAAAAUUACAAAUGAACCACCAAAAGGACUUCGAGCCAACCUUUACAGAUCGUUUACAAGUGAUCCGAUUGUAAAUGAAGAAUUCUUUGAAGGCUGUAAACAAGGCAGUAAUUUCAAAAAGAUGCUUUUUGGGCUUUGUUUCUUCCAUGCCCUUAUACAAGAGCGGCGUCAUUUUGGUCCAAUCGGAUGGAAUCGGCCAUACGAAUUCAACGAGACUGACCUCAGAAUUAGUGUCGUUCAGUUACAAAACUUCUUGAACGAGUAUUCAAAGAUUCAAUUUGAAGCUUUGCGUUAUUUGACUGGUGAAUGCAACUACGGUGGCCGUGUAACCGACGACUGGGACCGAAGGUGUCUAAUUACGUUUCUAAACAAAUUCUAUACGCAAGAAAUUGUCAAAUAUAAAAAUUAUAGAUUUGAUAAAUCUGGAACUUACUAUUGCCCAAAUUGGAAACAAUACGAUCAUUUCGUGGAGUACAUUCAAGAUCUACCUUCAAUCACUCGACCUAGCAUAUUUGGUAUGAACGAGAAUGCAGAUCUCAUUAAAGAACAACAAGAAUCUGACAUUCUUCUUACUUCUGUGCUUAGUACUCAGAAUAUGGAAAGUUCAAAGGAAGGAAAAGGAGUAUCGUCAGAAGAACUUAUCAUUACAUUUGCUGUAGAUGUUCUAAAUAAACUUCCGAUUCCUUUUGACACAGUUCUUGCAUUAGAAAAAUAUCCUACUACCUACAGUCAGUCUAUGAACACAGUUUUGGUUCAAGAAAUGGGACGGUUCAAUAAUCUUUUGAAUGUAAUAACAUCAAGUCUAAUUAAUGUCCAAAAAGCUAUCAAAGGUCUAAUAUUAAUAUCUAAUGAACUGGAAGAACUUUGUCAGAGUAUCAUAAAUGGAAAAAUUCCGACAGCUUGGGCAAGAAAUUCCUAUCCGUCUUUAAAACCACUGGGGAGUUAUGUUAAAGAUUUCUUACAGAGAAUGGCGUUUUUGCAAAAAUGGUACGAUAACGAUGCUCCAAAAUUGUUCUGGUUGUCUGGAUUUUAUUUCACUCAAGCUUUUUUGACUGGAACUCAACAGAACUUUGCCAGAAAGUAUAAGAUACCGAUUGAUUUACUAACAUUUGAUUAUAAAAUAUUAAAAAAAUCGGCGGCGACGGACGUCGAACCCGUUGACGGAGUUUACGUGUACGGUCUGUACUUGGAUGGGGCCCGAUGGAGCGACCGGAAGGCCGUGUUAAAAGAAUCGAAACCGAAACAAUUGUUCUGCGCCAUGCCGUUGAUCCACUUGCUGCCUGCGAUGAGGUCCGUGGCGCCACCCGGCACAGCAUACCUGUGUCCGAUGUACAAGACGGCCGAGCGGAGGGGCACGCUGUCCACCACCGGACAUUCCACCAACUUCGUGAUUGCCGUGUCAGUGCCCAUCGACAGACCACCCGAACACUGGACCAUGAGGGGCGUCGCUCUCCUCUGUCAGUUGUCCCAGUGA